Staurois parvus is the source of this 444-nucleotide messenger RNA. Lineage: Eukaryota; Metazoa; Chordata; Amphibia; Anura; Ranidae. The record is from the annotation of a GenBank genome assembly.
CUGUUGCUUUCUUGCAUACUGUACACUCUGUUGCUUUUCUGUAUACUGUACACUCUGUUGCUUUUCUGCAUACUGUACACUGUUGCUUUCUUGCAUAAUGUACACUGUGUUGCUUUCCUGUAUAUUGUACACUCUAUUGCUUUCUUGCAUACUGUACACUCUAUUGCUUCCUUGCAUACUGUACACUCUGUUGCUUUCCUGCAUUCUGUACACUCUAUUGCUUUUCUGCAUACUGUAAACUCUAUUGCUUUCUUGCAUAUUGUACACUCUGUUGCUUUCCUGCAUACUGUACACUCUCUUGCUUUUCUGCAUACUGUACACUCUCUUGCUUUCCUGCAUACUGUACACUGUAUUGCUUUCCUGCAUAUUGUACACUCUGUUGCUUUCCUGCAUAUUGUACACUAUUGCUUUCUUGCAUACUGUACACUGUAUGGCUUUCCUACA